This is a messenger RNA of Meloidogyne enterolobii, 393 nucleotides long. The record is from the annotation of a GenBank genome assembly. NCBI's taxonomy places the organism in Eukaryota, Metazoa, Nematoda, Chromadorea, Rhabditida, Meloidogynidae.
AUGAGUACUGAAAUACUUCGUGUUAUAAUUGACGGUCUCAAUGCCCCUCCCUUUGAUCGUAACUUGACACUGGUCAAGUUGGAUUCUAUGAGCAAUGAGAAGUUGUUACAAACAUUGUCUGAUGUGCUUAGUUGGAUUGAGGGGCUUGUACCUAUUUCAGAAUUUAUUGACAUUCGGUCAGAAAGUGCUGAUGAGACUGCUAUGCGAAUUCUGGCUACACUUCGAAUUUUAAAAUAUCCACCUCCACGUGAUAUUGACGAAAUACAGCGCUGGAGAUUAGAUUUGUUAGAAGGAAACAAAAGAGCAAUUUAUCCAAUCCUUAAAUGGAUUUUUGAAAAUGUGGAUCAGCUGAAGGAACGGAUUUAUAUUGGGUUAGGGAAUUUUAAAAAUUAG